Brassica oleracea var. oleracea is the source of this 861-nucleotide messenger RNA. Its product is annotated as protein LURP-one-related 2-like. Lineage: Eukaryota; Viridiplantae; Streptophyta; Magnoliopsida; Brassicales; Brassicaceae. The transcript has a single exon. The coding region runs from base 77 to 682 and encodes 201 amino acids. The record is from RefSeq and is a predicted model, not a curated record.
CUAUCAAUAUAGAAGUUUUCCAACACAUACAAAUACUUUAUCAACGACAAUAUCUAGGUUUGUCCAUCUGAGAAACAUGGUGCAGAUUCAUCCUGUCCAAACAUUACCGGUAGACUCCGGCGUCAGAGAAGUCAAGAGCUCGCCGUACGUGACGACGGAGCAAGAGAGUUUCACGAUUUGGAUGAGAUCUCUAGUGUGCCAUAGCAAAGGCUGCACAGUUUAUGAUUCCAAAGGAAACUUAAUCUAUCGAGGGGAUAACUAUGAUUCCAAGAGUUGCGGUGAAGUUUACCUUAUGGACUUAUACAGAGAAGUCUUGUUUGAAUUUCAACAAAGUUUUGGAUUAUUCAAAUCUUGUGAAGGAUGCAACUCAAACGGGACAAGAUUUCGACUAAGAAAGAACUUCAAGAUUUCGCCAAGAGGUUCAUCUUCGUCUUACAAAGCUGUAAUGGAAUCUAGUAAAGAUGAUCAACAAUCUUGUUAUAAGAUUCUAAACCACAGAUCAGUUUUCAUUAUUGAAGAUGGAUCGGGAAGAUUAAUGGCAGAAGUUAAAAAGAAACAAUCGAACGUUAAUGGUUUGGAUUUUGGAGAAGAUGUCUUGACAAUGGUGGUGGAGCCACAAGUAGACCAUUCUUUCAUCAUGGGUAUUGUUAUAGCUUAUGGUCUUCUCAAAUGUAAAUUGUGAUUGAUUAUUUUUUGGACGUGACUGAGUUAUUUGUAAACUUAGUGUUGUAGAUGAAAUAUACAAGUACAACUAUUGAGAGAGCCAAGAGAUGCUAGAUCUUGUAUAUUAAAAAAGAAGUCACAACUUCUUUUCACGUGUGAUGUUUUUUAAAAUGUACAAUCCUUAGAAAAUCAUUAAUU